GAAAUGUGUUUGUUGUAAGCCUGGCAGUUGCCGACUUGGUUGUAGCAAUCUACCCAUACCCACUGGUCCUCACAUCUGUAUUUCACAACGGAUGGAAUCUGGGAUACCUUCACUGCCAGAUUAGUGGCUUCUUGAUGGGCCUAAGUGUCAUUGGAUCAAUCUUCAAUAUUACAGGCAUCGCUAUCAAUCGGUACUGCUAUAUCUGCCACAGUCUCAAAUAUGACAAGCUGUACAGCGACAAGAAUUCAUUAUGCUAUGUUGUUCUUAUCUGGAUCCUAACAUUUGUUGCUAUCGUGCCCAACCUGUUUGUGGGAUCGCUACAGUAUGAUCCCAGGAUUUACUCAUGUACAUUUGCACAAUCUGUGAGCUCAGCAUAUACAAUAGCAGUUGUGUUUUUCCAUUUCCUGCUUCCCAUAGCCAUAGUUACUUUCUGUUACUUGAGAAUAUGGAUCCUUGUUAUUCAGGUAAGGCGAAGGGUUAAACCAGAUAACAACCCCAGACUGAAACCACAUGACUUCAGAAACUUUGUAACCAUGUUUGUGGUAUUUGUACUGUUUGCAGUCUGCUGGGCUCCUUUGAACUUCAUAGGCCUUGCUGUGGCUGUGAACCCAGAAACUAUAAUCCCUAGGAUUCCAGAGUGGUUGUUUGUAUCUAGUUAUUACAUGGCAUAUUUCAACAGCUGCCUUAAUGCUAUCAUAUAUGGACUCCUGAACCAGAACUUCAGAAGAGAAUACAAGAGAAUUAUUGUAACUUUUUGUACAGCAAAGGUUUUUUUCCAGGAUAGUUCUAACGAUGCAGGAGACAGGAUGAAAAGUAAACCUUCUCCACUGAUCACAAACAACAAUCAAGUGAAGGUGGACUCUGUCUGA
Messenger RNA from Fulmarus glacialis (Northern fulmar), 869 nucleotides. It is a transcript of the gene MTNR1A, whose product is annotated as melatonin receptor 1A. The transcript has a single exon. The record is from RefSeq and is a predicted model, not a curated record. Gene Ontology annotation, biological process: G protein-coupled receptor signaling pathway. Gene Ontology annotation, cellular component: membrane. The annotation marks the transcript as partial. Gene Ontology annotation, molecular function: melatonin receptor activity. Lineage: Eukaryota; Metazoa; Chordata; Aves; Procellariiformes; Procellariidae.